AUGGCUAUUGUCUCCAACAACACUCCUUUAACUGAAGGUGAUGCACCACCUCCACCCAACGUCCAUGAUGUUGAGAAGCCUGUGCAAAAUUCUUCUGGCGAAACCAAAACAGACAAAUCAACUGAAACGGCUAUUUUUCACCUGAAGGCCGCCUGGACCACUGAGACAAUAGACGUAUCAUUGAAAGUAGGUGAUGCUGGCAUCGCUUUCAUGAUUGUCUUAUCCUUUCUGGUUCUGGUAUCUUUGACACAAGACAGUGCUGGCCACACUUUCAUGAUUGCCUCGUCCCUCUUGGCUCUGAAUCUACCACCUUACGAGCCCACGGCAUGA
Messenger RNA from Fusarium oxysporum Fo47, 330 nucleotides. RefSeq lists its product as uncharacterized. The record is from RefSeq and is a predicted model, not a curated record. NCBI's taxonomy places the organism in Eukaryota, Fungi, Ascomycota, Sordariomycetes, Hypocreales, Nectriaceae. The transcript is spliced from 2 exons. Bases 1 to 330 code for a protein of 109 amino acids.